GAGAGCCUGCGGCGAGCUCCCAUGGCGAGCCCGUCGUCGCCGCGCCUCCUCUCCACCCUCCUCGCCGACCGCAUCGGCGCCCUCUCCGCCAGGCCGCUCCUCCGCACCGGAUCCCCAGCUAGAGGGCACAGGCGGGUGACGUGCCAGGCCACGAGAACGCUCUCCAACUUGGUGGAUGCCCUCUUCAAUCGGAGAAGUCGGGAUGACUCACUGGAAAAUAACCCUAGACGCCUACGACCUGGGAAAGUGUCUCCUCGUCUAAGCAUUCCCAAUCAUAUACAGCGUCCUCCAUAUCUCAAUUCCGGUCAAAGACCUCACAUGAACAAUGGACCUGAAAUACAUGAUGAAAAAGGGAUUGAAUGCAUGAGGGCUUCUGGAAAGCUGGCUGCACAAGUUUUGAAGUUUGCCGGGACACUUGUAAAACCAGGCAUCACAACUGAUGAGAUAGAUAAAGCGGUGCACAAAAUGAUAAUAGAUAAUGGAGCAUACCCAUCACCUCUUGGGUAUUGUGGAUUUCCAAAGAGUGUCUGCACUUCAGUGAAUGAAUGCAUCUGUCAUGGGAUACCAGAUUCUCGUCCACUUGAGGAUGGCGAUAUCAUCAACAUCGAUGUUACUGUCUAUCUCAAUGGUUACCAUGGUGAUACAUCUGCUACAUUUCUCUGUGGGGAGGUUGAUGAUGAAGCAAAGAAAUUAGUUCAGGUAACAAAAGAAUCCCUUGACAAGGCUAUAUCAAUCUGUGCUCCUGGGGUGGAGAUCAACCGCAUUGGUAGAACCAUACAGGACCAUGCAGACAAGUUCAAGUACGGUGUAGUUCAGCAGUUUGUCGGCCAUGGUGUAGGAAAGGUGUUUCAUGCUGAGCCUGCGGUGCUUCAUUACCGAAACAAUGAAAGGGGCCGCAUGAUUUUGAACCAAACAUUUACCAUAGAGCCGAUGUUAACCAUAGGCAGCACAAACGCUACCAUAUGGUCCGACGACUGGACUGCGGUGACAGAAGACGGGAGCUUGUCAGCGCAGUUUGAGCACACAUUACUGAUCACGGAAGAUGGCGUGGAAAUACUGACACAAUGCUAAGCCUGGCUGAAGAGGGAAAAAUGGCAAUGAACCUGGCUGGCUCGACGAACCGAUCCUGCAUUUUUUUUUCUGGGGCUAGUUUUGCUUCCAUCAAAUUCUAUUGGAAAGCUACAUUUAGUUUAUAUGCAAACAUACAUUCUUUAUCUAGAUAAGUCAGUAGGUUCAUGUAAAGAACUAGAGUGUUAUAAGAAGUUGAGCCUCGCUGCUGGGAUUACAGCGCAAACAGAUCAAGAUCAGCCUCGUGGCUGUUGCAAGCAGGCCUGAUAAUUCUGAUUGA
Lolium rigidum is the source of this 1348-nucleotide messenger RNA. Its product is annotated as methionine aminopeptidase 1D, chloroplastic/mitochondrial-like. Gene Ontology annotation, biological process: proteolysis. The transcript is spliced from 10 exons. Gene Ontology annotation, molecular function: metalloaminopeptidase activity. Lineage: Eukaryota; Viridiplantae; Streptophyta; Magnoliopsida; Poales; Poaceae. The coding region runs from base 22 to 1071 and encodes 349 amino acids. The record is from RefSeq and is a predicted model, not a curated record.